This is a messenger RNA of Sebastes umbrosus (honeycomb rockfish), 1980 nucleotides long. RefSeq names its product opsin 9 (gene opn9). NCBI's taxonomy places the organism in Eukaryota, Metazoa, Chordata, Actinopteri, Perciformes, Sebastidae. Gene Ontology annotation, cellular component: membrane. The transcript is spliced from 8 exons. The record is from RefSeq and is a predicted model, not a curated record. Gene Ontology annotation, molecular function: G protein-coupled receptor activity. Gene Ontology annotation, biological process: G protein-coupled receptor signaling pathway. The coding region runs from base 265 to 1803 and encodes 512 amino acids.
AAAUGUAAUUUUUGUCUGCACAUUAAGAGCUUUAAAGAGAGAGAUUAAAAUUGAGUGAAAAUCUUCAGCUGAAACCAUGCAGAGAUUAGAGUAUAGAGUAUACUAAUGCCUGUGCUGCAUGACAUGAGAAAAUGUUUCUUCGACAUGCAGCUAAUUCCACUUUGUAGUCGUCAUAGUGUCACACUGUUUUAAUUUCUUCUGUUUUUGUGCCGUCAGUGUCUCUUUGAAGCUCUGUAUGCUGCUGUGGGUUGGUGCAGUUCAUCCAUGGGAGAGAAUGGCUCCUGGUUUGUCCCCUCGUCCAUCCAUCCACUGUUCCUCUCCCAACUGUCCCCCUCUGCAGACCUGGCCGUCGCUGCCUUCCUCACCUUCACAGGUGUUGCAUCAGUGCUGGGCAACGGCACGGUGUUGUUAGUCUACUGUAGGAAACGGAAGAAGCUCAGACCUCCAGAGCUCAUGACCAUCAACCUGGCCCUUUGCGAUUUCGGCUAUAGCCUCCUGGGAGGGCCAUUUUUCAUCAUUUCCAGCCUGUGUCAUGCCUGGGUGUUUGGGGAGACAGGGUGCCUUUGGUAUGGCAUUCAGGGCUUUGUGUUUGGCAUCGGCUCUCUGCUCACCACGUGUCUCAUCUCUCUGGACCGCUGCCUGAAGAUCUGUUGCUUAAGAUAUGGUCAAUGGAUUGAGAGGCGCCAUGUGUCUCUGUCGCUGGCGCUGGUGUGGGUUUACACAUUGUUCUGGGCCUUGCUGCCUGCUUUUGGCUUUGGAAGUUAUGGACCAGAACCUUAUGGGACCAGCUGCACCAUCAACUGGUGGAGAAUGAGGUCGUCUCUAAAUGACAGGAUCUAUAUUCUCCUCAUCCUGGUAUUAUGCUUCGGAAUUCCCACGCUCACCAUCGUUGCUUCAUAUUUGGCCAUCCUCCUGACGGUCUACAGAUCUAAUCGCACUCUGGCAUCUAUAUCGUUCUCCUCUGUCAGUCACACAAGCAAAGACAUGAGACUUACAAAGAUGGCUGCUGUGGUGUGCACCACCUUCCUCCUGGCCUGGAUGCCCUACGCGGCCGUGUCUCUGAUCUCUGCACUCAUUACCAGAGAUGAACAAGAGGCAUCUUUACAGACUGUGGUGGAGGAGUCCACUGAUAUGGCCUCAGGCUCUCCAAAUGCUCCAAAGAUCCUGGACAUCCCCUCAUUUCUCAACUGGACCGCUACAGAAUAUUACAGACAAAUCUACUACAAUCCUGAGAACAAGUGGAGCAAUGUGAACAACAUGAAUUCAGCCUCCAUUACCGGCCCGAGUGACGCCACGCCCAGGUCCACCCUGGACAAAGAAGCUGAACCCAUGACCAGGAGUCCUCAGCUGUUCUCCUGUCUCCCACCUGUAGUCACCUUGAUCCCUGCUAUGUUUGCCAAGUCCCACUGCAUGAUCAACCCUUUAAUCUACCAGAUCAUGAACAGGGAGUUCAGGGAUGACGUCUAUGUGAUGAUGUUUGGCCAAGAGAAGGCAGAGAGGAGGCGAAUGCAGGGGAGGAAAGAGAGCUUAUGUGAAAGGAGCAUCAGCCUCUCCUACUGCCAGAGCUGGAAGAGGAAAAGGAGCGACCCCAUGGCUUUGUCUGUGGGAGGAAAAAACAGAAAUCUGAAGAAACAGAAGACCCAAGGGAGCAGGAGCGGAGGAGGAACAGACACCUGGGCUGGUGAAAUCUCAGCGGUGGCUGAUGCAUUGGACUUUGCUUCCUUGGACUCAAGGCAACAUGGAAAGACACUGCAGCAUCGGUGUACAGAAGACCAGGAGAGAACCGAGAGGGUCCACAUCUAGCACUGUGUAAUAGAUAAAUAGAUAGAUAGGUAAAACGUGUGCUGCAAAAUUACCAAUUGGUGCUCUAAUCAGCCAAAAUAAAUGAAAUCAAUGUGUUUGGGUUUACCGUGGGUUUACAGGGCCUACUUCUAGUGCUGGUCUAGCAUUCUGAGCAAAAAUAAAAACAAUUUAUUUAUG